This is a messenger RNA of Pestalotiopsis fici W106-1, 822 nucleotides long. RefSeq lists its product as uncharacterized. Lineage: Eukaryota; Fungi; Ascomycota; Sordariomycetes; Amphisphaeriales; Sporocadaceae. Gene Ontology annotation, molecular function: precorrin-2 dehydrogenase activity; protoporphyrin ferrochelatase activity. The record is from RefSeq and is a predicted model, not a curated record. Gene Ontology annotation, biological process: siroheme biosynthetic process. The transcript is spliced from 2 exons. The coding region runs from base 1 to 822 and encodes 273 amino acids.
AUGCCCGAGUCUGACAGCAAAUUCCCAGAGGUCAAGGGGGGCGGCAGCUUGAUCCUCGCAUGGCAGAUUAAAGGCAAGCACGUGCUGGUCGUCGGAGGUGGUGAGGUCGCAGCUGGCCGCAUACUCAACGUGCUCGACGCCGAUGCUCUCGUGACCGUCAUCUGUCCCUUUUCCGGCCUUAACCCGGAAGUGCGACACCGAGUCACCGAGGCGCAGGUGAAGCACAUAGAUCGUCUAUUUGAGCCAAUCGACCUCGAGAGCCUGCCACAUCCGUCGGGAGAAGCAGAGAAGACGGGACCUCCCGAUAUGGUUCUUGUCGCCAUUGACGACCCGGACGCCUCGACGCAGAUAUGGAAGCUAUGCAAAAAGCUCCGCAUUCCAGCCAACAUUGCCGAUGUGCCGCCUGAAUGCGACUUUUACUUUGGCUCUGUACAUCGCGAUGGGCCACUACAGAUCAUGGUGUCGACGAAUGGCAAGGGGCCGAGGCUGGCGGCUGCUUUGCGCAAGUAUAUUGCUUCCAGUCUGCCAAAAGGCGUGGGUAAUGCCAUCGAGCGAAUUGGUGUCUUGAGAAAGAACCUCAGAGUGGUUGCGCCUGAUGCGUCCCAAGGACCAAAGCGGAUGAAAUGGAUGAGCAAAGUCAGCGACCAACUGACGUGGGACCAGAUGUGCGAGCUGACGGACGAGGAUAUGCAGAAUCUCUUGAAAUUCUUUGACAGCGGCAAAGUGCCAUCCUUUAAAGACUUGAAGGCGAUGCGCGCUGGAGGUGACCCCGAUGAGUUGGACCUCUUUGACGGGUCUUUCGGUUUCAGUAUCGGAAUAUAA